This is a messenger RNA of Panonychus citri (citrus red mite), 1703 nucleotides long. RefSeq names its product palmitoyltransferase ZDHHC16-like. Gene Ontology annotation, molecular function: palmitoyltransferase activity. NCBI's taxonomy places the organism in Eukaryota, Metazoa, Arthropoda, Arachnida, Trombidiformes, Tetranychidae. Gene Ontology annotation, biological process: protein palmitoylation. The record is from RefSeq and is a predicted model, not a curated record. The transcript is spliced from 4 exons. Gene Ontology annotation, cellular component: Golgi apparatus. Bases 466 to 1539 code for a protein of 357 amino acids.
AGAGAAACAGAAAAAGUGAUUUUGUUUAUUUACUUUUCAACUGAUGUCGAUUCUUAAUUGUUACCGGUUUCCAUUAAUCUCUUUCUUAGUUGUUGUUAUUUAAUUUUAAAUUUUUUGGUCAUUACUUUAAAUGGAAACUUCAUGUUUAGACGAUUUAACUCAGAUUAGCUCUUCAAGCAUCAUGUCUUGACUUCAACAAUGGUAAUGGUCAGUCCAACUCUUGGAACUACAUGUAUUAAUAGAUGAUCCGAUUUUUUGGUCUUAUAUUCUGGUCACAAAUUCAAGGUUACAAAAACAAUUUAUCCAAUCGGAAAAGAUUUGUAAUCUUUCCUGUGCCCUCAUCACUUAAUCAACCUUGAUGGAUUUACCCUCAUCUCCACAAAUAUCAAGUUCAUUUCAUUGAACAUCGACUUCAAAGGAAAUCAUUUUUUUCUAUCAUUUAAAUUAUUCCAAUUAUCAGUAUUAAUGUCAAUCGGAUUGCGAUUAGCGUCACGAUUGCUUCUCUUUUUCAAGAAACGCUUAAUUUCACUAUGGAGCGUUCCUGUAACGAGAGUUUCCCGUUUUUGGUACAUCACAAAAUUGACCUUGAAGAGUUUAUUUUAUAAUCAUCAUUUGGACUUUGGUUAUGCUGCUGAUACCCUUUUGGAACCAAUUUUCUGGUUCGUUGAUCAUUUCACCUCUUCCUUGGGACCUUUUUUCGUUAGUAUGGUCAUCAUUUUCUUAACAAUUUUCGUGGUCAUCGCUUAUGCAAUUGGUUUACCUUGGUGGUGGAAUCAGAGUGUACCCGUUACUCUAUUAGCUUUAACCAUUGGAAAUUAUUUAUUAGUCAAUGUCAUUUUCCAUUAUUACAUGGCAUUAACUACUCCUCCUGGUCAACCACCUCAUGAUCGUUUACUUAUUGAAGUCGUUUCGAUAUGUAAAAAGUGUAUGACACCAAAGCCUCCACGAACUCAUCAUUGUUCAGUCUGUGAUAAAUGUAUUCUUAAGAUGGACCAUCACUGUCCAUGGCUCAACAAUUGUAUUGGUCAUUUUAACCAUCGAUUCUUUUUCUCUUUCUGCUUUUUUACUUGGCUUGGGACUAUUUUCGUUAUGAUUUUCGGUUCUUUCAUCGCAUAUGAACAUUUCUUUCUAACAACUGAUGAUCAUCUCGAUGUUUCAAUAGAAAAGACCAAAAUCUCUAAGGAAAUAACUAAAGAUUCCUUAUUGGAUUCGGUGAUAAAUAAUUUGGCUUCCAUGAAAAAUGGAGCAAUCAUAUUUGAAUUGCUUCUUACUGUUGGUGUUUUUCUCGCUAUCGGUGCUCUUGGUGGUUGGCACGCUAAAUUAAUCACGAGAGGAGAGACUUGUGUGGAAACUUACAUUAAUAAAAAGGAGAAGGAGAAAUCACUUAAACAGAAUACAAAGUUUAUCAAUCCCUACGACAAAGGUCCCAGAGAAAAUUGGAAAAUAUUUCUUGGUCUAAAUAGAUCUGACAUAAGCAUUAGACAUAUUCUAUUACCAUCUAAACAUUUACCACUGGAUGAUGGACUUCGAUCACAUUAACGGAAAAAUCAACUCUACGAUUCAAUUAUUAAUAAUUGUGCCAUCAAUUCACAAGAAAACAAAUCUACAUGUAUAAUCAAACCUUUACCAUGCCCAAUACUUGGCUGUUUUUUAUGUAAUCAAGUUAAUUUUAUAUAAGUUUAUUCUUCUUCCAUAUUAAUUAA